Exophiala dermatitidis NIH/UT8656 is the source of this 2085-nucleotide messenger RNA. Its product is annotated as trehalose synthase (Ccg-9). The record is from RefSeq and is a predicted model, not a curated record. Gene Ontology annotation, molecular function: glycosyltransferase activity. Lineage: Eukaryota; Fungi; Ascomycota; Eurotiomycetes; Chaetothyriales; Herpotrichiellaceae. Bases 1 to 2085 code for a protein of 694 amino acids. The transcript has 6 exons.
AUGGGUGACGCAACAUUAAAACACAGCACCGAGGUGCACCGGGACUUCAUCUCGCAAGUCCCGGAGUACCACCGCGUACGAUCGCUCAGCAUCGCUCAACCUGAUAAUGUGGCCGUCGGAACCAGUCUAGCGGAAUUCUGGGCUGGUAUUGCAAUCGAGGAAGAGUCCGAAUCCGCCAUUAAGAUCGGAAUCGCCAUACACGACGGCACAUACAGCGUCGACUUUGCGGUCCAUCGAUUAUGUUUAGAAGAAGACGCGCGAAAAGACAAAGACUCCGAAUGGGUGGCUGAACACAUAAUCGCGCAGCUGGACUCUUACCGAAAAGAACGUGUCUGCAAGAUCCUCGGUGCAGGCAUCACGGUCGACCUUCAUCGCAAAAGUCCGAACCUGUGUUCGCAAUUGUGGGCCGAACUGGACAUUGUGCCGUUUGUGAUCGAGUCCAAUCCUAUUCUACCAACGAAGCAGGGCCGCGAGAGACGGAAAGCACUACUCGUGGAUGAAAUCGCGGAUUCGGCCGCCCGAAAGUGUCUUGCGUUAUACGCCCCAACGAAAUUGCCCCGUCUGUCAAUCGAUUACCAGAACCAGGUCGAGGUCGAUAUGGCGGGCAUGAUCCACUUGGCUACUAUUGAUGACUACAAGAGAUCGGUGCGCGAGCCGACAUGGAGGGCGGUGCAAAAAUACAUCAAGGAUGUGGUCGACCGCAAGCUCAGAAUUGUCUUCUUCAGCGCAACUCCUCAGGGAGGUGGCGUUGCUUUGAUGCGACAUGCUUUGGUCCGGUUUUUGAGACUCCACGACGUCGAUGUUGAAUGGUUUGUCCCCAAGCCCAGACCGGACGUCUUCCGCGUGACCAAAAACAACCACAACAUUCUACAAGGUGUCGUCCCGCCCGACGUCCGUUCUACGGAUACCGAGCUUGCCAAAAUUAAGGAAUGGAUCUUGGACAAUGCGGAGCGGUACUGGAUGGGCGAAUCUGGCCCUUUGAGGGCUCCCGAGGACGGAGGCGCAGAUGUGAUUAUCAUCGACGACCCCCAGAUGCCAGAGUUGAUUCCUAUUGCCAAAAAGUUCGCCCCGAACCGCCCUGUCAUCUUCCGAUGCCACAUCGAGGUCAGAGACGAUCUUAUCCUAGAGGAGGGCAGCGCGGCACAGCAUGUCUGGCAGUUUUUGUGGAACUCGAUCAAACACGCAGACGUCUUUCUUAGCCACCCGGUGCGGUCUUUCGUGCCCAAUGAUGUCCGAAAGGAAGCGCUUGGCUGGCUGCCCGCUACUACUGACUGGCUCGAUGGUCUGAACAAAACUAUGGCCGAUUGGGAUUUGCAGUACUAUCUCCACGUACUCAGACAGACGUGCCAGGCUCAAUGUCUCCCGCAACUCGCUUAUCCUGCCCGAGGAUACUUCACACAAAUCGCCCGUUUCGAUCCUUCCAAGGGAAUUCCCGACGUGAUCAAGAGCUAUGCUAGGUUCCGGGAACUCAUGAAAGACGAACCCAAGAGAAAUGUGCAUCAAUUGGUCAUCUGUGGCCACGGUUCGGUGGAUGACCCAGACGGCUCUUUGAUCUACGAUCAGACUAUGAACCUGAUCCACGAAUCAUUCCCCGACCUGGCCGAGGACAUUGUCGUGGUCAGACUAGGACCAAGCGAUCAAAUUUUGAACGCCAUCAUGUCGCUAAGCACUGUGGCCUUGCAACUCUCGACCCGGGAGGGAUUUGAGGUCAAGGUUUCGGAAGCGUUGCACAAGGGCAAACCUAUCAUUGCCACCCGCGCUGGAGGUAUUCCGCUGCAAGUGGAGCACGAAAAGAGUGGCUUCCUGGUUGAGCGUGGCGAUCACGAGGCGGUGGCCCAGUACCUGUACAGUCUCGUUACCGACUACGAUCUUUACGAAACGAUGAGCGAGUAUGCGCGAUCCCAUGUUAGUGACGAGGUCCAUACAGUCGGCAACGCCCUUAGCUGGCUGUAUCUCGCCUCGUCCAUGGCUGGCGGAAAGUCGCUGAAGCCGAACGAACGAUGGAUCAACGACCUUGCCCGGGAAACGGCUGGCGAACCGUAUGAUGAUGAUGAACCACGUCUUCCAAGACAUCUCUCAACCUGA